Bufo gargarizans (Asiatic toad) is the source of this 1840-nucleotide messenger RNA. It is a transcript of the gene AMIGO3, whose product is annotated as adhesion molecule with Ig like domain 3. Gene Ontology annotation, molecular function: protein binding. Bases 378 to 1832 code for a protein of 484 amino acids. Gene Ontology annotation, biological process: brain development. The record is from RefSeq and is a predicted model, not a curated record. The transcript has a single exon. Lineage: Eukaryota; Metazoa; Chordata; Amphibia; Anura; Bufonidae.
GCCCCCGCCGUCAGGGAGAGGAUGAGGCAGCCAUUGAGAAGACGGUGCAGGGAGUGACCCCCCCCCCCACGCCGCCUCAACCAAUGAGGGAGGGGGAGACGGGAGCGCCAGCGGCAUCAGCAUCGAUUCAACUCUCCACAAAGUCUUCCAGCUCUGACAGCGCCGUGCGAACGGCGUCUCGACCUCCAGCAACAUCACAAUCUGUUCUUCAGAGAUUUCCAAGAAGUUCAUGUUCUCCAUGGGAACCAGGAGAAUCUCUGGAAGCAGCUGCCGCCUGGAAGUCCUGGCCCCGGGGCCCUCUCCCUGCCUGUGACACGACCACUGCCUCUCCAGCACCGAUGUAGCCAUCCCGGCCGGCCACCGAGGAGUCGGACACCAUGAGAAGCGGCUGCUGCCCCAGGGGAUGGUCAGAGAUCCUGCUGACUCUGCUGCUCAUGUGCUCCUUUGUCUCUGGCUGCCCCUCCGGUUGUACCUGCGCCUCCGAUCUCUUGAGCUGCACCAGAGCAGCUCUGACCAAGGUCCCCGAGAACCUGCCCCCCACAUCCGUCACUUUGGACUUAAGUCACAACAGUCUGCACUCCCUGCACAGUUACUGGCUGUCCGCAGUCCCUCACCUCCACGUCUUAUGCCUCAACCACAACGAGUUCAAGCGGCUGCCGGCCGGGGCCUUCCACAAUGCCACCAACCUCAGGCACCUGGACCUCUCCUCCAACAAGCUCCAGAGCAUCCGGGCAGAACACUUCCAUCAUCUCCUGAGCCUGGAGGAACUCCUGCUCUACAACAACCACAUCAGCCACAUGGAGGAGGCCGCCUUCACCAGACUGCACAACAUCCGAAAGAUCUACUUGAGCUGGAACAACCUGAGCGCCUUCUCCUUCAGCUCCAUGUGCAACCUGACUCACCCCAAUCUCCGCACCCUGGACCUGUCCUCCAAUAAGUUCCUGGAGCUGCCGGUGGACGAGAUGUCCGCUCUACCUGCGUUCAUCAAGAACGGCCUUUACCUGCACAACAACCCCCUCACCUGCAGCUGCACGCUCUACACCCUCCUCAGCCAGUGGAAGCAGCGGGGCUUCUCCUCCGUCCUGGACUUCUGGCAGGAGCACACCUGCCUCUACAUGGGAAAGCCUCGUGCCGUGGUUCGCAUCUUGGAGUCCCAGAAUGGACUUGACAAUUGCUCUACUGGACUUGGACAACAACUUGGAGACACUGGUCUGAAGGUUUUGGUGGGGAGGAGAGUGAUGGUGACCUGUAAUACCAGCCUGCCCCAGGAGAAUACCACCUACCUCUGGAUCUCACCCGCCUACAACUUCAUCUUCCCACCCGGAAACAGUAACCAGAGCUUUCGGAUUCACCCCAACGGCAGCUUAGAGAUCCACAAAGCGCAGCCCUGGAACUCCGGGGUCUACCUGUGCAUCGCAGUCAACAGGCGGCUCAGCUACAACGCCACGCAUGAGGUCAACGUCACCGUCCAUUACCCCAAGCACGAGGUGGAGUCCUUCAACACGGGCCUCACCACCCUCCUGGGCUGUGUGGUCAGCCUAGUCCUGGUCUUCAUUUAUCUCUAUAUGACUCCAUGUCGAUGCCUCCUCUGCUGUUCCAAACCCCCACAAACCCCCAGCCCUCCACAGGAAAGCAGCGCUCAGUCUUCCAUACUUUGUGUAACUCCACCAGUCUGCGAAGGGGCCAACAGCCGCAAGGUGGGAGCCAGCCGCCAUGUUGUCUUCUUAGAGCCAAUAAAAGAAGGACGAUCUAAAAAGAACCCAAAGAUCCUGCAGCUGCGGUCGGACUCGGACAGCUCUGUCUUCUCAGACUGCCCAAUUGUGCCGACAUAGAUGCAUGG